Annulohypoxylon truncatum is the source of this 810-nucleotide messenger RNA. RefSeq lists its product as uncharacterized. The coding region runs from base 1 to 810 and encodes 269 amino acids. The record is from RefSeq and is a predicted model, not a curated record. Lineage: Eukaryota; Fungi; Ascomycota; Sordariomycetes; Xylariales; Hypoxylaceae. The transcript is spliced from 3 exons.
AUGAAGUUUCCGGCUGUUUACGUAGCUCUCGCCGUAUUCUCGGCGCAAUUUGCACUUGCCAACAAUGCCUCCAUCGAAACCACGGGACAGGCGGCCGCUCCUAUAGCUUUCGUUAUAAACUGCGGUGGGAGCGGCACCACGAAGGGUGCUGGAGAAACAUGCAACACAAUGUGCUACGGUAUCAACUGCAAAUUCAACACUAAGAUCUACAAUUACGACAACCCGUCAGACUCUACCAAGAAAACUCGGCGCACACGUGCAGGCUGUACAAAUGGCAAAGGGAAAAACAAGAAUCCUUGCAAGGGUAACAAGAAUGGGGACUCAUGCGACGAGUUCCCCUUCGCUUCAACUAAAGAGGCCGACACGAAACAGCAAUUCUAUCGAUGUGUGUCUGCCAACGAUAAUUCGAGCCAGGGCGGCCAGUUAGGAAACCUCUACAAGAACAAGUGCGGAAAGAAGUCCUGUGAGUUCCAGCUUGGCUUCAGCAAUGAAUCCAACUUCCAGUACUGUAAGCCAAAACCGUCGUGUAAGAGCGAUGGAAACCUCUUCACGAAGGGGAACAAGCCGCUCAAGCGCGACCUCGAGGGCGAUGAGGAGAUCACCGUUAAGCCCCGGUCCACUGGGGGUUAUUACAGGCUGCGUAGUGGAGAGACAUUUUAUUCCCCCAGCGACUUCGAGAUCGGCACCCGAGCUGUUUACCACAACUUCAACAAGACCGUUGUAGCUGACCUAGAUGCUCGCGAUCUUAACGACGAAGAUUAUUUCAAUGCCUUGGAGAUAGUUGAGGAUGAGAUUAUCGAAAAGCUUUGA